This is a messenger RNA of Trypanosoma cruzi, 1545 nucleotides long. RefSeq lists its product as uncharacterized. Bases 1 to 1545 code for a protein of 514 amino acids. The record is from RefSeq and is a predicted model, not a curated record. The transcript has a single exon. Lineage: Eukaryota; Euglenozoa; Kinetoplastea; Trypanosomatida; Trypanosomatidae.
AUGUCGAGGAAUGUGCGGUGUCCCACCAAUGGCUUUCGAGGCGGGUGCUCCUUUGGAUGCCUGAAGCUGCUCAGCUGUUCAAUAAUUUUUUUAUGGAUGCUCUGGUGCUUCCUUUCCUUCCUGUUUGUCAGCGAUGGAGAAAACAUGGAGCCGCCCUCGACGCCGAGCACCGCCUUUAACGCCGCACGGGAAAACAAUUUUAGCGGACGUCGGUCGUGGGAAGCUCCACACGGCAGCGCUUCAAUUGUUGGGCCUUCUGCUGCCGUUGGGCCGAAGACGGUGUCGGCGUGUCAGUCAUCUGUUUGCCGGUUCUGUGAUGAGAUGAGGCCGAAUAACACGGCCAGUCUUCUUCACCCAUGGGUGCUGGAUUAUAUCCGCCGCCAUGUCCUCAUUGGAGUUAUCACCGGGUCCUUUGAGAAGUUUUUCCGUGUUGACUUGGCUCUCUGCACGUGGCUAGGGCACGUCCCAGCGGCGAAUCUCUUUAUUUAUACAGAUGCCGCAAACACGUCUGAUGGGCGGCACGGCACGUGGAUCGAGACGGACAACGCCCUGGCAUCACGGCAACUGCCCAGGGAAAUGCUCCGGUGUACGGGGUACUCGGUGGGUUGGAUGCGGGCACAGUACCGCUUUUUUCACGCCUUUAAUCACUUUUCAAAGCUUACUGGCGUCAUAAACGAUGCUAGCGAGGGUGUUGGGAAUUACUGCGAUGUUCGGUGGGCCGUUGUCAUGGAUGACGACUCUUUUCUUGAUCUCCAUGCGCUCGUCCGAUUUCUGCAUCGACGUGAUCUGUACAACGUGGCCCGCACCGUGUCAGCCGCAAAAGGUGCAAAGCCUCUGCUGCUCCAGGAGAGAUGCAAACAACGUGUCGGCGCCCGGGCGGAAGAAUUAGCCGCAUGCCUUUCUCUGCCGGAAAGAUGGAAUCUCCUGCAAGAGCAACAACGCCUCCAUGGAGAUAAAUUGCUUGGUCGCAGAGGCGAGGCGCUGGUGGUUGGCAGUGUGCUUUGGAACGUUACGACAGAAACACUUUUUAAUCCCACGAUUGUCGCUGCUCUUGGCCCACUGUACAUUGGAGAUCGUGGGUGGGGCGGCGCAGGGCACUUUAUGAACCUUGCUGCCUUGCGAAAAUAUGCUCAAGAUAGCGAGGGGAAGUGCGUGCAGCAGCACCUGAUAGGCAAGCGACUGGCAAGUGAUACCGCGCUGCACCGCUGUUUACCACAGCUAGGCAUCCACCGCAGUAGUGACGCCGUUUUGUCGCACUGCCAGGCCCGAUUUUUGCAGCACCGUUUGUUAUCUGGUGAUUUGGUCAGUAUGCAUGCAAAGCGAGAUGUCGUGCCGCCCAAGUACCUCGCAAUGUGGCGGAUACGACUGUACUACCAGGUACUUUAUCACCGUAAUCGCACAGCCUAUGACCUGUUGAUGCGUGUGGGGGCCUGUGCGUAUGGCUACACGUGCAAAGUCAAGAACUGUGGGGCGGGAGAGGACGAGAAAGCCGUGAGCGAAUUUCUCCGUCUGAGUGAAAACGACACCCACAUGCCUUUUUUUUAG